AUGGUUGCCCUUCGACUACUAUGUGUGAUAGGCAUCGCUCUGCGCUUCCGAGAGCACCUGCGGGAACCUGGAGCAGUAAGUAACCACAUGGGCACCUCUAUGUCUGCCCUGAACAGCAUUCGCAUGGCAGGACGUGAGGUCGCUUUGCAGAUCGUCGCCUUUGACCAAAGGAUGGCUCUGCUACAUCAAAUCCGCUGCGUACAACCCCCUAAUCACAACCUGGUGGCAGCUGCUCUUCUGCCUGUGUUAGAAACUGUUCUCUUCUCCCGAUGCCUUCAGGACACGACUCACUGGACAAGCCUGUGGUAUGUCUGGCUGCUGCUGCUGACCGUGCUGGCCCUGCUGCUCGGCCUCGUCGCCACGAGCUGCGUCAGGCUCUGCUGCCGCAGGACGAGGCCUCCAGCCCCGAGCUGCCCGCGGCUCCCCGGUGACCCGACCGUUGUCCUCGCUGGUGGCGACAGCCCUGCCCGGCGCGCGGGGACGCCAUUCAGCUCUUUGCAGUGCCUUCCAUGUGCCCCUAGUCCUCUGUCAUAUGUGGAUACAGACAGGAAAACCCUGUCCCCUCCGGCUUACGAUCUGUUUGCAAUGGAGCCACCACCUUCUUACGAAGAAGCUAUCAAAAUAGGUACACAAUAUAUUGAGGCAACAGCAGCAAACCAGAAACACAGGGACAUCCCUGGAGAGGGGACAUCAGGAUAG
Molecule: messenger RNA, 699 nt
Organism: Tinamus guttatus (white-throated tinamou)
Lineage: Eukaryota; Metazoa; Chordata; Aves; Tinamiformes; Tinamidae
Source: RefSeq, a predicted model, not a curated record